Molecule: messenger RNA, 1999 nt
Organism: Octopus sinensis (East Asian common octopus)
Lineage: Eukaryota; Metazoa; Mollusca; Cephalopoda; Octopoda; Octopodidae
Product: heparan-sulfate 6-O-sulfotransferase 3-B-like
Exons: 2
Coding region: 755-1951 (398 amino acids)
Cellular component (GO): membrane
Molecular function (GO): heparan sulfate 6-sulfotransferase activity
Source: RefSeq, a predicted model, not a curated record
AGCGGAUUAAGUGAAUGAAAGCGUCGGUGCUGGUGUGGUGCGUAAAGUGUAGUGUACUUAUGUACGCAGAAACUGAUGACGAAAUACUCAUGUGUUUCUUGUGUAGCCUUAGUGCUUCUUGUCAUGGUGAAGUGUGUCUGGCAGGAGAAGGUCGGCGAAUAAAGAGGCGAUCGUAUUUUAGUUGGAACUGAAUAUUUUAUCUCGGCAAACGGAGACAUGAAUCGGAGGUGUAUCUCAGAUUAUUGAGAAGAAACGAGAGCGUGGAAGCACGAAACGAUGUGAGGGAAGAAGUCUUUUUACCAGAUCCUCUCCAUCACCAUCACAACAAUAAUUAGUAAAACAUCGGAAGAUAUAAUAAUCGCGGCUGCCAGAGGAUUUGCUGAUGUGUAAUGUCAUUGUCACUCAUGUUCACCACUGCUUCAUGCUUUCUCUGCAUCGAGUUCUAAUCCUGACACCUGCCUAUGUGAAACCCUCCUAAUUAACCCUCCUAAGUGACCCUGGUUUUUAUUUCACACGAUUCUUUGGAGAACUAAUUCCUCGAAGGACUUGAAAACGGGUUCCAUUUGGUGUCCGUGUUUGUUGCGUGUAUGUAUGUUUUAUCUUCUCAUCUCUUCCUCGGACUUGUAGAGGAGAGAUCGAGAGUAAAAGAUCGCAUGUGUGGUGUAUGUGUGUGUGAGAGAGAGCGAAAGGGAGAGAGAUUGUGACAGACAGAGAAAGAAGAAGAAGAAAAUCGCCACUGCGGCAUCCGAAAGACAUGAAUCUUAUUCCAAACCAACCGGUCAAGUGCAGGAAGUUGUUCUUCUUAACAGUAUGUAUGGUGUUAUUUGGCGUUAUCGUUCUUGGUUAUUUCUGUCCCCUAGGACCGUCCAAUUUCACGCCGAACCGUUUUUUCGGCGCACAGACCCUCAUCUUACAACAGCAUUCCCCUCCUGUCGCCUUACUUCACCACAUUAUCAACAACACUGUGAGUAAUGUUGAUGUGAGUAGUGAUAUUAUUCACCUGCCGUUGGACACCUAUAACUUCUCCACCUCAGAUCUCCAAAGAGAUUUCCAGUUAGAUAUGGAAAAGGAAGAUGUAAUUGUGUUCUUGCACAUCCAGAAAACUGGUGGUUCCACGUUCGGUCGACACCUCGUUAGGAACUUGGUUGUUGAUAGACCUUGUGAGUGUGUCCACUGGAGGAAACGAUGUAACUGCUUGACACAGUCUCACAAGAACUGGUUAUUUAGUCGCUUCUCCACUGGAUGGAUUUGUGGUCUACAUGCUGACUGGACUGAAUUAACCGAGUGUGUCGAGAAGGCCCUCGAUAAAGUGGAAGGAUCAAAACGCAAGAGAAAAUAUAAGUACAUUACAUUUUUACGUCAUCCGGUCCAUCGAUACCUGAGUGAGUGGCGGCAUGUAUUUCGUGGUGCUACUUGGAAGUCAACCAAUUACCGUUGCAAUGGUAACGAUGCCACUCUUGAAGAAGUACCCUUUUGUUAUAAGGGCAGUAACUGGCGCAACGUCUCGUUGGACUCUUUCCUGGAAUGCCCAAGUAAUAUGGCCGUCAACAGACAAGUCCGAAUGCUUGCCAAUUUGAGCAAAGUGAAUUGUUAUAAUCGUACUGAGAUGAGUGAGAAAGAAAGAAAUGAUAUUAUGUUGGAAAGCGCCAAAGAAAAUCUAUUAAAUAUGGCUUUCUUUGGAAUGACAGAAUUUCAGUUACAAUCUCAGAAGUUAUUUGAAAGUACGUUCCACUUAAAUUUUCAUGAAGAUUUUGAACAAUAUAAUUACACACGUAGCAACAGAGUGAAUCUCACAUGGGACCAACUUGUUCAAAUUACCACACUCAACAAAAUAGAUAUGAUAUUUUAUGAUUUUGCAAAAAAUUUAUUCUUUCGGCGUUUAGAAUACUUGGAUAAGAUGAAUUCCAGGAAGUCUAAACGUAACAGGACAGGGAACAAUAAAGAGGGUUAGCUGAUGACCACCCAUCAAACUGAAAAAAUUUCCGGCCAAAAAUCAAAA